AUAAAUCAAUAUCUGACGGAGGCUCCGGAGAUAGUCGGUGUAUUACGAUUGAAAACACAGGAAAUUAAUGCAAGAGGGUGGUGUUAACAUUUAACUUAAAGGACAUUUUGUUUAUAAAUAGAUCUACAUUCCUAAAGAAUGGAUUGCAUAGAAUGAAAAUAUUAAGUUAAACGGAAGGGUGAAGCAAUCGGAAAAGGCAAAUGGAACAGAGGUUAUACCUACGCUCCUCAUCCGCUGAUGCGAGUCAGGAUCGUUUAAAUCAAGUAGCCAUAGAAGAGGAUGAGCAUGAUAAAGAAGAUAUUGAUUCAUACCACUACAAAGGUCUGGAUGCUGCAGAACAUAAAGUACGCACAUGCAGUGGUUAUAAAGCACAUUGGAAAGAAAUAGGACCAACAAAAGUUGUAUGUAGUCAGAAUCUGUCAGCGAAACAAGAUGAGCACAUUUAUAGUCAAAACUUCAGCAAAGGACAAGAAAAUACUAUGAAUGUAUAUAGUAGUGUAAACAAUAAUGAUGAUAAAGUGCGAUUAAAUUUUUCAGAACUUGGGCAGUGUCCAAACACUGAUGAAUAUGUAUUUAAAUUAAGUGACACUGAACUGUCUAUUUUUGUGUCGAAAGUACUAGCCGAAAUAGGGAUUACAGAAGAACUGGUAGAAGCACGAAGAAACACAUGGCUGGAAAUAGAAAGCAUAAAUACUGUCCACUGGCGCCUUCAAGAUGAUAAUGUGACAUGGUACCAUUUCGGCAGUCAAUCUGAAGGAACGACCACUUUUGGGUUAGAUUCCGAUGUAGACAUGUUGGUUUCAGAGAAUGACAAUAGGGUCAUUCUGGAAAUUGAUGAAUGGAAGCAAGGGUUCGACAAUCUAUUGGUACAUAAACAGGAAGACACUUCUCCAGGGUACUGCAAUCUUUUAGCCAUGAACGGUAAAGAACCCACUCUAAUGGCUCAAGUUGAUGACGAUGAAAUGUAUGAGCAAGGUAAAGAUGGUAAAGUGUAUCUUAAAUGCGAAUUCAUGCAGUAUCGUGUCGAUAUAGUUGACGAGCUCCAUGGUCCGGCUGUGAAUCGGACGAGUAAUGCACGAGGAAUCGAUGAGGACUAUGUCUUUGCGUAUUAUUGUUCCCAUCUUCCAAAAGAGGCAAUGGACUGGAUAGACAGAACAAAAGAUAAACCGUGGCCAAAGGAUGAUGUACGGAAACGUGUCAUUGAAAGCGGUUGCUUUAUUGUUGCAGUUGGGCAUAAGCAGAGCGAAGAUUUAAGGACUGAGUUUAGGAUGUCUACCACAUUAGGAGAACGGAUACUCAUGUUUGACAUGAAUAAUUCGCAAAUACAGUGUUUGGUUCUGAUGAAAAUGCUAAUAAAGACAAUUGUAAACAAACAAUAUAAGGACGCUAUUAAGAGUUUCUACUGUAAAACAGCCUUAUUUUUUGUAACAGAGCAAUACGGGAAAGACAUGUUUAGACAAGAUAGUAUAUUGGAAUGUACACGCAAAUGUUUAGAAUGGAUCUACCAAUGCCUCAAAAAUGGAUACAAUCCCCAUUACAUGAUUUACAGUCUGGAUAUGUUUGAAGGAAGAUUAGAUGCCACCCUGAGGGAAAAGGUUGGAGAGUGUAUCAAAGAUAUCAUGGCUUAUCCUAUUUUAGCCAUACUGAAGAUUCAGUGUGAUGAGUUUGGGAGAAAACUAUACAAUAGGAUUAAAACCUCUGAACAUUAUAUCUCUGAAACACAGGAAAUAAUCCGUUCGAAAAUUGGGAACUUUCUUUGUAGAGCUUACAUUUUGAGGGGUCUUAAGGAGCCAUCUUUAUACGAUGAUCCAUCGAAUUACGAUGUAGAACGAGAAAUCGAGAUAAACAAGGCAAAACUGUCGCGUUGUGAAAUAUUACACCAACAAGGAGAUACUUUCAUGCAAAAGGCAACGGAACGAUAUAGAUAUUUGUUGCAAGCUAACUUAGGCAUUCUAAUGGCCGCUGAAUCUAUUCAGAAAAAUUGCAAACUGUCUGAUUCUGUUUUGCAAAGCCUCAAAGAAGGUACGUUUGCCGACGCUGUUUCAGGUAGGCUGAAGUUCGCUACCGUUUUGGUUUGCGUAGGUGACAUCACUGGAGCAAGUGGACUUUUGAAAGAAGUAGAAACAGCCUACAGCGACCUCGCUGUUGAAUCAGUGUGUAACUGUUCAGGAGAAGUCGAGUAUGUACCUAAAACUGGUUUUGGAGACAAUGCAUUGGCGUUAAUAAAUACAGGUGCUUUAUAUGCAAAUAUCUGCCAUUGCUUACUUUUUGUUGAAACUCUUAAACCAUGUUUUCCUCGUGGAUGGCUUGAUGCUGUAUUCCGACCAAUUGAUCAACGGUCAGAUAUGGAUGACCUUAUGGAAUAUGUAAGCUUGGAUCCCAAGCCAUAUUUUCAUUUCGUGGAACUGAUGUUACAAAAGGAAUUAAACAAUCAAACCAAAGCACUGAAAGCAUUCCAUCAGCUCGAGAAAUGUGUUUCAGAGGAACCAUUGUUUCACAAAGAUACGGCGCUGGUCCUACUUAGCCAUUCUUUAGAAAUGGACGGACAAGUUGAAAAGGCAAAGAUUAUAUAUGACGAGGCUUGUUGCCUAAGAAAACGCAAUAGAGGAUAUAAUAGCUCACAUGUGAGAUAUAACAGUAAUCAAGUAUAA
Messenger RNA from Dreissena polymorpha, 2651 nucleotides. RefSeq lists its product as uncharacterized. The record is from RefSeq and is a predicted model, not a curated record. The coding region runs from base 201 to 2651 and encodes 816 amino acids. Lineage: Eukaryota; Metazoa; Mollusca; Bivalvia; Myida; Dreissenidae. The transcript has 3 exons.